AUGCCGGACCCAAGCUACACGUUUGUGGUUGAGCAUCUUGAUCCAGAACUCGGCCCUUGGUCUGCAUUGGAAUACAAAACCAUUGCAAAAGAGUCCAAACAAAAUGGCUGUCGUUUCAUUUUAUCGUCCCUGCCUCAAUCUCUGCUGGAAUCCCAAGGGAUCCAGGACUUGCAGAAUGUUGGAGCGGAGGCAAGAAGCGAUAGUGUCGAAACAUAUUUUGCCAGCAAGAAAGAAAAAAUCUGUCUCCUUGAUCCUGCCGCCCAGCAGGAAUUAGAUCCCUCGGAUGCUGAUGUCUUUGACGUCUUCUUAUUCGGAGGCAUAUUAGGCGAUGAUCCCCCACGAGACCGCACCAGUGAACUACGAAAGAAAGGCUUUACGGGACGCCGGCUGGGCCCUAAACAGAUGACCACAGACACAGCUGUGCGAGUGACACGGAUGGUGAUCCUUGAGCAGAUUCCUCUAGACAAGAUCCCGUAUAGCGACUAUCCCGAGUUGAGGCUGGAUGAGCACGAGACGACCGAAAUGCCGUUCCGAUAUGUCACUGACCAGUCUGGAAAUCCCAUUAUGCCUGAAGGCAUGAUAGAUUUGAUCAAAGCAGAUGCAGACAAAGCAUUCGACAGCCUCGAGUUCGCGGACGAAGUUGAAGGUCUGGAAAACUUGAAAGUCGACAGGCCAUGA
Capronia coronata CBS 617.96 is the source of this 678-nucleotide messenger RNA. RefSeq names its product carboxypeptidase D. The coding region runs from base 1 to 678 and encodes 225 amino acids. NCBI's taxonomy places the organism in Eukaryota, Fungi, Ascomycota, Eurotiomycetes, Chaetothyriales, Herpotrichiellaceae. The record is from RefSeq and is a predicted model, not a curated record. The transcript has 5 exons. Gene Ontology annotation, biological process: peptidyl-arginine methylation. Gene Ontology annotation, molecular function: protein-arginine omega-N monomethyltransferase activity.